AUCUUCGAAGCUCCUCCUGGUGCUCCACGUCGAUCCCUGCCACGCAAUUGCCCCGCCUCGUCACCUCAGGAACAUCGUCGCAGAAGACACACAUUUGUUCCAGGACGUGAAUUCAUACUGUCAGAACAAUAUAAAAAUCCUACAACAUGCAGUCAGGAAUAUCAGCUUCCCAGGAGCUUCAGACGGCUUUCCAGUCUCUCGUGUCUUCCGAAGACCAACGAGGUCUCCUCUGCACCAUCACGAAAGAAUCACUCACGCCCUUGACUGUCCUCAGCCCUGCUACAUCUUCGUUCUCCGAUGAUCUUUCGCUCCUCGCGCCACAUCUGCAACCAAAUGUAGCUCUUUACAUCAUCCUGCGGCGUUAUGCUAGCACCGAGAAUGCGCCAUUCGUCGCAAUCACAUAUGUUCCCGACUCGGCCCCAGUGCGACAGAAGAUGCUCUUUGCAUCGACACGUCUUACACUAGUCAGAGAGCUGGGGAUCGAGAGGUUUCGGGAAACUAUAUUUGCAACGACCAAGGAGGAGUUGACCACUCAAGGCUUUGAGAAGCACGACAAGCACGUAACGCUCGAAGCACCUCUUACUGAAGAGGAACAGAGUUUGGGAGAGGUGAAAAGGAAGGAAGCCGAAGAAGGGAGAGGUAUGAACGAGAGAAAGAGUCAUGUCAGCUCGGGAGUUAGUAUGCCCGUCAGUGAUGAUGCUUUACUGGCACUGAAAAGUCUUGCUGCUGGGGGAGACAAUCUGGUGCAAAUAAAAAUAAACAUUGCAACAGAAACUAUGGAGCUAGCCUCCAGUACCUCGACACAAAUCUCGUCUCUGUCUUCGACCAUCUCAGCUACCGAACCUCGAUACUCCUUUUACCGCUACGAGCACACUUACAAUGGGACUUCUUCCUCCCCUAUUCUCUUUAUAUACACAUGCCCUUCUGGCUCGAAAAUCAAGGAGCGUAUGCUGUAUGCAGCUUCGUCCCGCUCGGCAGUACAAAUCGCAGAGGCAGAAGCAGGUCUUACCAUUGACAAGAAAAUCGAAGCCAGUUCUCCCGAGGAUGUCUCUGAAGAGAGCAUCGAAAGCGACCUGCAUCCGAAGGUGGAGGUCAAGAAGGCGUUUGAGAGGCCAAAGAGACCAGGGCGAAAAUAAUUGAUGAAAAUCGAUUCAUGAAUUUACAAGUGCAAAAAGAUAAACAGAGUGCGAAGCUUUCAUUGUAGGGCGCUAUGCUGGACUAUGCUAUUUCCACAGAAACCAAAAUCUCAAUUCCAUUGAAUGGAAUGGCAAGACCAUCCAAAUAUCCAACGCCAUGCACAACUUGCUGUACCGAUAUGUCUAGUUAUUGAAUCUAGAUCGACAAAUAAGAGGUAGGGCCAUCCACAUGUUGACUUUUCUC
Molecule: messenger RNA, 1380 nt
Organism: Mollisia scopiformis
Lineage: Eukaryota; Fungi; Ascomycota; Leotiomycetes; Helotiales; Mollisiaceae
Product: actin depolymerizing protein
Exons: 3
Coding region: 147-1136 (329 amino acids)
Biological process (GO): barbed-end actin filament capping; actin filament depolymerization
Cellular component (GO): cytoplasm; actin filament
Molecular function (GO): actin filament binding; actin monomer binding
Source: RefSeq, a predicted model, not a curated record